AAGUGAGAUUUGAGUUUAUAGUGGGUGCACUUAUAUAAGUGAAAUUUGAUGUCAUAGUGAGUAAAGUAAAGCUGUUCCCGCAUCUGAUCCGGACAUUGGGGAUUGCCUUGUUAGUGAGACAACUUCCUGGGCCUUCGACAUAUUGUGGUAGGGGUGGCUAGUUCCUUUACCGCCGCCUUUACCUCCCCAGCUCGAAGUCAAGUGCCCAUUACUGCUGGGUGAGCAGGAAGGGGCGAAAAAAAAUCUGUGUCCGAACCGAGGCUCGAACCGGGACUUUCCGCUUCGGAGACGAGCGUACUAAUCGCUCCGACGCUACACCCUCGUCAAAACACUGAUUGCGAGAUAAGCAGAGAGUGCGAGGGGAAGAGAAACCAGGAGCAACAAUGCUAAGGCCAUCGUUGAUUGUGAGCCUCCUGGUGGCAGUCUACGUUUGUCCGAGAACUUUUCACACCGGCGCCUCCGCCCAGGAUGUAGAACUUACCCCCCUUGACCUGGAUCACGUCGACGUGGCUUCUGAGACUGAUCUUUUCGCUGACCUGGCAGACGACAGAUUCAGGCGAGAGGCGGGCGAAGCAGACGAUGACGCGAAUUGGGAAGACGAGGUGGUGGACAAUAUCGAGGACGUUGCGGACCACGCAAGAUCUCGACGGGCCAUAGUGUCUGAUCUAUCGUUGCGCUGGCCGAAGGGAAUCAUUCCAUACGUCCUUACAGACGCUAUAGGCUCAGUGCGUGCACGAGUUGGGUCACGCCAUAGGCUUCAUCCACGAGCACCAGAGCCCUGACCGGGAUGGCUGGAUAAGGGUGAAUGAGGAGAACGUCUUACCUGAGAACCACUGCAAAGACUUCCCCCUGACGUGUCAUAACGACGGUUUUCUCACGCUGGUGGAGGGUCAGUGUGCCUGCUACUGUCCUGAAGGGCUGGACCCUGCCACGGGAUGCGCAGAUAUAAUGAAAAAAGUACCGGAAGGAACAGAAUUCCCUGGAGGGAAGUGGGCGUUGCCAAUGACAACUAGUGGUUGUCCUGACGGUUCCUUUGAGGUGGGAUACCGGAAGCACUAUACAGACAGUGACGAAUUCAAGACUGGCCACAUCGAUUUCGCUAACAUCGUGAACUUCAGGGAUUACGGCGAGCAGUCAGGGGUUCUUCCUGACGGCCUCUUCAACGAGAAGAAGACACAUUUCAACUACUGCUGCAAGGUCACCGGCUUUGAGAGAUUCCCCCUUUACCUCCCUACCUCCAAGCCUCUCGUCCUGUUUCAACCAAGGUUGUCUUUCUCCUGCCAGAAAGUGUUUGAUUCUGUGGCUCCAAAGUUGGUCAAUCCAUCAUCAGUCACUACAACACGAUGAUGAUGCAGUUCUACACACUCCAGGGCUCCCAGUCCAGCUUCAGGGCAACGUUUACUCUUGUCAAAGACAGCGAUCUGUGCUACAACACAGAGGACCUCGGGGCCUCCUACGCCGGCGAUGUCUACUACACACGGUCCUUUGUCCAGUGCCUUAACUGGACUGACGUGACACACUGCCCGUUCCACGCUUUCAAAAGCGACGGCAUUGGCAAAAACUUGGACAUGAACUAUUGUCGUAACCCUGGCAACGGUUUCCAGCCCUGGUGUUACACAAGCGUCACAGAAUGUGCCAGAGACUACUGUGACGUCUGCGAAACAGGUUCCCGUUACGACACGGCGGACAACUGUCAGCAGCUCCAAGAGGCGGGAAACUGCACCAGCGAUCCUCUAGCUCUCCACAAGUGUGCCAUGACGUGCAAGAAUGAACUUCCUUUUGUUCCGACAACACAAAACGCGAGCUCAGUGACGUGUCCCUUCCCGCCGCCACUUCCAGACGGGACCUUGACCCUGACCGGAAAGACAAGCUAUCAGGUUGGGGAGAAGGUCACGUACAAAUGUAAGGACGAGAACUCCAACUCAACAGUAGACAGGACGUGCCAGAGUGACGGACUUUGGUCACCAGCGCUUUUUGCUUGCUUUGAGUGUGAUCAGGGCUGGACCCUGUUCCAGGGCAGGUGUUACAAACACUAUGACGAGCCACACAAAUACCCCGAGGCAGAGAGUACGUGCGCAGAGCAUGGAGCCUAUCUGGCAAUAGCAAGAGAUGAAGUCACCAACAACUUUCUGGGCACUCUCAGACACUUUGACUUAGGCGCGUACUUGGGUGCUCAGAGUCAGCAGUUGAAAGACGACUGGUUUUGGGCAGACGGAUCGAAUUUGACCUGGACCAACUGGAGAACGGGCUUCCCGUCCUUGAAGAACGGCAUUUGGCGAUGUUUGAAGCUCCAGCCAGAUGGUCAGUGGACGGACAGAGCCUGCAGAUUCCACCUCGAGAGAUUCAUCUGUGAGAAAAACUCUUACGACAUUCAGAAUCGACCAUGUGCUGAUUCUCUGGCCACCUGUAAACAACUUCUUGCUGCUCAACCCGACAUGUGCAAAAAUUUCUCAGACUUUUCAGCAAGAAGCUGUGCACGAAGCUGUGACCUUUGCAAUGGUUCUGCAGGUUGUGAGCUUACAGACCCUACAGAAAACGCGGAAUUUGUCCACAAGUCGUACCAGCGACGAGAACGUGUCCCAGAGGGCACCGAGCUCUUCUUCGCCUGCAAGGGUGACAUGGUGCGCAAAUCUGGUGACGCGGUGCGCAUUUGCCGGGAGGGAUUGUUGUCCGGUGCAGACCUGGUAUGUCAGGACAAAACAGCUCUAGUGAAAUGCAAGCUCGACCGCCCGAACUCUCUGGUCACAAUUCUGGGGACAGAGGACUGGAACUCAAUCACCCUGGCUUUCGGGAAGUGGGCGCGCUACCAGUGCCAGUCCGGGAGCCAGAGGGUCAAGGGAGACUACUGGCGGAAAUGUUCCGAGGACGGGACGCUGGGUGGCGAGCCCUUGGUUUGUGAGAAGAAACCGACAUCUUUAGCCAAAUGCCAAGUGGCACGACCACGUCGCCCUGUCCUCGCUCUGAGGCCUCGCAAUGGCGGAGUUCUCGAGGAGGGGAAGAAGGCUACGUUCUGGUGCCAACCUGGCUACACCAGAAAGUCCGGGGACUCCAGCAGGACAUGUCUGUCCAGCGGCAAACUAUCCGGUCAACCACUCACGUGUAAACGGAGGAACAGAGGCUGAUGCAGAAAAUAAAUGUUUUCCAAGUCAACUGUACCGACGUUAUAGGCCACUGUCUUCAGUAAGGAACACGUUAGGAACCUGACAGACGCUGUGCUUCUGUCUGUUGGUGCCAUCUAUACCUGGAAAAUACAUACAAUUUGCAAAUUAUAAGACCGAGGCAGUCUCAGUGAACGAUGAAGACCAUAAUGGUAUGGUUCUGUUUAAUGGAGCUUUGUUUUAGUCUCUUUGAAGUGCUCUUAGAAUAUCAAAAGUCUGUUGGGCCCUUUUAUUGUAUGUUUCUUUUCGAAUUGUAGAUGCCUUUUUAGUUAGGGUGGGUUUGAUUUACAACAAUUCCUUCUCAAACGUGUUCACCCGUGCGGAUACCUGCUGUAGUGUUUAGGUUUCUUUCUCGUAAACUCUCUUCUAUUUUCUACUUGUUCAACCUGUCCUGAACUGCCUUUUUAAAAAGUUAACUGUUGCUUUGUAUUCCCCUGCCAUAAUCGUACAAUACAGUGUAUCUCAAAGUGUGGGUAAUGUUUCUCAUGUGUCUCGAGGAUGUCCGAUGCUAAUGUAGGUCAAAGACACUUUUCGUCUACAAUAGUGUUAUUUACAGCCAUACAUACAUUACAAUGUGAUGGUACUGUAUAAUAUAAAAUAUAAUGAAAAUUAUACUCGCUAUUUUAGGCAAUUUUGGUUAGUGCUAAAAAAAGGGAAAAGAAACUACAUCUUAUUUUUUUUUCUUCUGAAAUUCAGUGUUUACUCACACACAUACACCAUACAUGGUUAAAGCUGUGUGUCGAUGAUUUGUGAAGGCUUAGAAUGUGGGUGGUUGGCGGGUGCUUUGGUGUGGAUGGCUCCUUUUUUCCUAUCAAACAUCUAUUGUCUUUAUCUUUCCUCUUUCUUUUUUGCGUUUGUUACUCUUUUGUAGCCCUAUAAUCUUCGGCACUUAUAUGACCUAUUUGUUUUGCAAGUGCCAAAAAAUACUUACUAAAACAAAGAAUUUGACAUUUUUUACCUUCAAACUUACACUGAAAUGUGAGGACAUGAUUGUGUGGCCAUCUCAAAAUCAGCAAUUAGGAGGUUAGGUUGUUCUAAAUCAUUUAUUUUAUUGAUCCUUUGCAGGUACACAAAGAGCAGUUUUUAAUAUAGUGCCCAAGUACAGACACUUCUUUAGUAUGAAUAAAGAUUUUUUAGAAAAAAGAAUUGUGUGGUCUCUGGCCCGCAGAACUGCCAUGCAAAGUUUCGUGGGCAUAAAUAAAUUUACAUGAAGGAGCUAGAACUUUUUUUAAACGCGGACUGACGAAAGUGAACAAACCAACAACAUGGCCAAUGUGUUGUUUGGUACGACAAAAAGCAAAUCUUUCUUACUGCACUUUGAGCUGCUGGUGCCCUGCCCCAUCAGUUUGUUGAAAAGGUCACAUCCGGUAGUAAUAGAAUAUAAUAAUUAUUUUCGUAUUAAGGUUUACAAUGCCAAGAUCUGAAAUAAUAGUAUGUGAAAGACAAAGCAUAAUAUAAUAUCAUUAUUUUCUUUAUUGUUUCGACAUGUAUUGAGUUCGAUAUAUUUCACUCUCUGGGUUGCUUUUUGUGUGUGACUGUAGAGCUUUUGAGAUUAAUUAUGAUUGCUUCCAAUAAAACGCAACCUUUUUCA
Molecule: messenger RNA, 4749 nt
Organism: Aplysia californica (California sea hare)
Lineage: Eukaryota; Metazoa; Mollusca; Gastropoda; Aplysiida; Aplysiidae
Biological process (GO): proteolysis
Molecular function (GO): metalloendopeptidase activity; zinc ion binding
Source: RefSeq, a predicted model, not a curated record